CGGUUUUGUUCGGUUGUGUUUUGUGUGUUGGGCGUCCCUGGGAGCCCCAGGGACGGUAGAUCCGGUGUUGAGAGAGAGAGAGGAGGCCAAGGCGGAAAAAGCCGCGGCUGGGAAAGGAAUCGGGAAGCGGGUGCCAGGGUGAAGGGCCCCCCCGGUAAAGAAUCGAAACCGAAAGUGAGAAAGGAAAGGGAAUACCCGACCAAGAUGGGAGGAAAUCGGGAAGCUGGGGGAAACGGGGUCAGCAGCACCCCUCCCUCGCCCUACGCCUGGCGCAGGACCUAGGAGAGGGCGCUGCGGGCACCGGGGGGACCGCGCAGACCCUGGGACGCAAACCCAGAGGCGCGCGAGCGCGUUGGAGCCCGCAGCCCGCAGCCCGCGCGCAGAACCCCUGCCACCCUCUGGCGCCGCGCCGGGCCAUGGCCAUGGCCAUGGACAUCUACCGCACCGCCGCCGCCGAGUUGGACAGCCUGGUGAUCAACAGCCUGCAGCCGCCCGCGGAGUUCGUGGGAAGCACGCGGCGUGCCCUCGGCUCCCUGGGAGCUGCCCUGAGAGAGCGCGGGGGUCGCCCCUCGGCCGCUGCCCCUACAUGGCGGGUGCUGAAAAUCGCCAAGGGAGGUUCCUCUGGCCGGGGCACGGCUCUGCGGGGUGGCUGUGAUGCCGAACUCGUCAUCUUCCUCAACUGCUUCAAGAGCUAUAAGGACCAAGAGUCUCGUCAUACAGAGAUCCUCAAGGAGAUGCAAGCACUGCUGGAAUCCUGGUGGCGGAACCCAGUCCCCGGUCUGAGCCUUGAGUUUCCUCAGCGGGACACACCUGGGGUCCUUCGGUUCCGACUGGCCUCCGCAGACCUUGAAAACUGGAUGGAUGUCAGCUUGGUGCCCGCCUUUGAUGCUCUGGGGCAGCUCAGCUCCAACGUGAAACCCAAGCCCCAGGUCUACUCGGCCCUCUUAGACAGUGGCUGCCAGGCAGGCGAGCACGCGGCCUGCUUCUCAGAGCUACGGAGGAAUUUCGUGAACAUGCGCCCAACCAAGCUGAAGAACCUGAUUCUGCUGGUGAAGCACUGGUUCCGCCAGGUGUGCUCACAGAAGACGUGGAGGGAGAUGCCCCCAGCCUACGCCCUGGAGCUGCUGACCAUCUACGCCUGGGAGCAGGGUUGUGGGAAGGAUGCCUUUAGCUUAGCCCAAGGCCUCCGAACCGUCCUGGGCCUGAUCCAACAGUAUAAGAGCCUGUGUGUUUUCUGGACCAUCAACUACCACUUCAAGGACCCUGCAGUUAACAGGUUCUUGCAGCACCAGCUUGAGAGACCCAGGCCUGUGAUCCUGGACCCAGCUGACCCCACGUGGGACGUGGGGAACGGGGCUGCCUGGCACUGGGAUCUGCUGGCUCAAGAGGCUAAGUCCGGCUAUGACCGCCCGUGCUUUCUUCAGGCAGCAGGGGGCGCUAUGCCGCCCUGGGAGGUGCCAGGCCUCCCACGCGCCCGGUGCUCAGGUUUGGAUCACCACAUCCCGCAAGACCCUGUCCAGAAGACCCCCAAGGACAGCGGCAGUCUGGAUGCUGUGCACCCAAGGACAGGGAGCAGGCAGCCCCCGUUCCCAGCUCCUGCCCGCUCCACACCUGGGAUGGUCUUGGAUCUGUCUCAGAUCCCCGCCAAGGAGCUGGACCGCUUCAUCCAGGACCACCUGAAACCAAGCCCGCAGUUCCAGAAGCAGAUGAACAAGGCCAUCGAUGUGAUCCUGUGCUGCCUCCGCGAGAAAUGUGCCCACAAGGCCUCGAGAGUCAGCAAGGGAGGCUCAUUCGGCCGGGGCACCAACCUCAGGGGUGGCUGUGAUGCUGAACUCGUCAUCUUCCUCAACUGCUUUGAAAACUACAAAGACCAGGGGGCCCUCCGUGCAAAGAUCCUUGAUGAUAUGCGGGCACAGCUGGAAUCCUGGUGGCGGGAUCCAGUCCCUGGCCUGAGCCUCAAGUUUCCAAGCCAGACGGUGCCCAAGGCUUUGCAAUUCCAGCUAAUGUCCACGGUCUUAAAAAGCUGGAUGGACGUCAGCCUGCUGCCCGUCUUUGAUGCCGUGGGACAGCUCAGCUCUGGCGCCAAGCCUGAGCCCCAGGUCUACUCAACGCUCCUCAACAGUGGCUGCCAAGAGGGCGAGCACGUGGCCUGCUUCUCAGAGCUGCGGAGAAGCUUUGUGAACAUGCGCCCAGCCAAGCUGAAGAACCUGAUUCUGCUAGUGAAGCACUGGUACCAUCAGGUUGCAGCUCAAAACAAAGGAGAACGGCCAGCCUAUGCCUCCCUGCCCGCAGCCUACGCCCUGGAGCUUCUGACCAUCUAUGCCUGGGAGCAGGGCUGUGGAGAGGACCGUUUCAACAUGGCCCAAGGCCUAAGGACCGUCCUGGGGCUUGUCCAGAAGCACCAGCAGCUCUGUGUCUUCUGGACAGUCAACUAUAGCUUUGAGGACCCAGCUCUCACAACGCACCUUCUUGGCUAGCUUCGGAAACCCAGGCCCCUGGUCCUGGACCCUGCCGACCCCACCUGGAACGUGGGCCAGGGUAGCUGGGAGCUGUUGGCCCAGGAAGCGGCAGCUCUGGAGAUGCAGGCCUGCUUGAUGGGUACAGAAGGGACGCCUGUGCAGCCCUGGGAUGUGAUGCCCGCUCUCCUUUACCAAACUCCAGCCGUGGACCUCGACAGGUUCAUCUGUGACUUUCUCCAGCCUGACCGCCAGUUCCUGGCUCAAGUAAACAAGGCUGUUGAUACCAUCUGCUCAUUCCUGAGGGAAAACUGCUUCCGGAAUUCUUCCACCAAAGUGCUCAAGGUAGUCAAGGGUGGCUCUUCAGCCAAAGGCACAGCUCUGGGAGGACGCUCAGAUGCCGACAUAGUGGUGUUCCUCAGCUGCUUCAGCCAGUUCACCGAGCAAGGGAACAGGCGGGCCGAGAUCAUCUCGGAGAUCCGAGACCAGCUGGAGGCAUGUCAGCGGGAGAAGCAUUUCGAAGUGAAGUUCAAGAUCUCCAAGUGGGACAAUCCCCGCGUGCUGAGGUUCUCGCUGACAUCCCAGACGAUGCUGGAUCAGAGUGUGGACUUCGACGUGCUGCCAGCCUUUGACGCCCUAGGCCAGCUGCGCCCCCACUCCAGGCCCCACCCUCAAGUCUACGUGGACCUCAUCCGCAACUGCCACCACGCAGGCGAGUAUUCCUCCUGCUUCACAGAGCUGCAGCGGGACUUCAUCAUCUGUCGCCCCACCAAGCUGAAGAGUCUGAUCCGACUGGUGAAGCACUGGUACCAGCAGUGCAAGAAGAAAACCAAGGAGAAAGGCUCCCUGCCCCCGCAACACGGGCUGGAACUCCUGACGGUGUAUGCCUGGGAGCAGGGUGGGAAGGACCCCCGGUUCAACAUGGCUGAGGGCUUUCGCACUGUCCUGGAGCUGGUCACCCAGUACCACCAGCUCCGUGUCUACUGGACCAUCAACUACAACUAUGAGGACAAGACCAUCAGAGACUUCCUGAAACAGCAGCUUCAGAAGACCAGGCCCAUCAUCCUGGAUCCAGCUGACCCGACGGGCAACCUGGGCCCCAACGCCCGCUGGGACCUGCUGGCCAAGGAAGCUGCAGCCUGCAUAUCUGCCCUGUGCUGCAUGGGCAGGGAUGGCACCCCCAUCCAGCCAUGGCCAGUGAAGUGUGUACAUCUUGACACCAUGCCCUACUUGCCUUCCUGGAUUUAUACUGAGUUCCUCUCUUUCCUCCUGACCUGCUGGAAUGCCACCAGUGGGGUCCUCCAUCCCAAAUAUCAAAAAGUGAGCCAAUGCCUAAACAACGGUGCUCAGCCCGUUCCUGUCUGCCCUCCAGAGAAAAUCCACCAGGUCCAUGCAGGAGGCACUCCUGACCUCUACCAUCACCACUGCCUCACACCCUCGAAGCUGGGGUCCAGACCCGGGACAGCAGCCACAAACAUCUCUCAGAAGUUGGCAGCCACCAGCACUACAGGAAGACUGGCAACACAGGAGUUGCUCUUUCUCCUCUGUCUCCCGCUCUGCCAUUCGCUGUCACCUCAGCAGCCAGCAGGAGCAAUGGGAAACGUGGUACAGCCACUGCCUGCUCAGGAAUUGGAUGCCUUUAUCCAGAAAUACCUGAGGCCCUUUGAAGGCUGUCAGAAACAGAUCGAUGAGGCUGUGAACACCAUCUGCGAUGCCCUGCAGGAGACCGAGGAGUUCCCCCUGGUGACAGGUGUGGCCAAAGGUGGCUCUUAUGGCCGGGAAACGGUCUUAAGAGGCAACUCCGAUGGUAUCCUCGUCAUCUUUGUCCGUGACCUUGAAGAAUUCAAGGAUCAGAUGGAAAUCCCACAUGAAAUCCUCGACAAAAUCUGGAAGCGCCUGAAAGACUGUCAGCUUGAAAGGAAGCUGGAAGCCAAGAUGGAGAUCCAGACGCCCCAUGGCGGGCUCACCGUCCUGCUGUCCACAAGAUCGCAAAGCAUCACUUUUGAGGUGCUGCCUGCCUUCAAUGCUCUGGCCUUAAGUGAGCAGCCCAGCCCCCAGACCUAUCGAGAGCUGAAAAGAUCUCUGGAUAUGACAGAAGCCAGCCCUGGCGAAUUCUCAGUCUGCUUCACAAAACUCCAGCAGAAUUUUUUUAAGAACCAUCCCAGAAAACUGAAGGAUUUGAUCCUCUUGGUAAAACACUGGUAUCAACAGUGUCAGCAAAAGCUGAUGGCUCCACUUCUACCACCCUCGUAUGCUCUGGAGCUGCUCACAGUCUACGCCUGGGAGCAGGGGUGCGGAGCAGAAGACUUUGAGAUAGCCGAAGGCCUCAGAACGGUUCUGGGGCUCAUCAAAAAGCAGGCGCAUCUGCGUGUCUACUGGACAGUCAACUACAACUUUGAGGAUGAGACCGUCCGGAACAUUGUGCUGAGCCAGAUCCGAUCCCCCAGUAGAUUUCCUAGGCCAGUAAUCUUGGAUCCAACUGACCCAACCAAUAAUGUGAGCAAAGAUAUCACAUGCUGGGAACUGCUGAAAGAAGAAGCUGAAAGCUGGUUGUUCUGCCUGAAUGAGCCACCCGGACCAUCUUGGAAUGUUCUGCCAGCACCGCUCCAGGAGACCCCGGGUCAUCUUCUGGAUAAGUUCAUCAAGGACUUUCUCCAGCCCAACGAACGCUUCCUAAAGCAGCUCCGCAGAGCUGUUGACAUCAUCUGUAAAUUCCUUAAAGAAAACUGCUUUAGAGAUUCACCUACAAAGGUUCAGAAGGCUGUCAAGGGAGGGUCGGCCGGCAAAGGCACAACUCUGAAGACUGGUUCUGACGCCGACCUUGUCGUGUUCGUCAGCUCACUUAAAAGCUACACCGACCAAAACACAGAGAGACACUACAUCAUCAAGGAAAUCCAAAAACAGCUAGAAACCUGUCAGCAGGAGAAGGAGUUUGAAGUGAAGUUUGAGAUUUCAAAAUGGAAGGCUCCCAGGGUGCUGAGCUUCUCUCUAAAAUCCAAAGAAUUCAUCGAAAGUGUCGACUUUGAUGUGCUGCCUGCAUUUAACGCACUAGGAGAACUGAAAUAUGGCUCUGUACCCAACCCCAGGGCCUACACUGAGCUCAUCCGUCUGUAUAAGUCCUCAAACUUCUCGGAGGGAGAAUUUUCUACCUGUUUUACGGAGCUGCAGCGUGACUUUAUUAGCACUCGACCCACCAAACUGAAGGAUUUAAUUCGCCUGGUGAAGCACUGGUACAAACAGUGUGAAAGGAAACUGAAGAAAAAGGGGUCUCUGCCCCCCAAGUACGCCCUGGAGCUGCUCACCAUCUACGCCUGGGAGCAGGGGAGUGGGCUGCAGGAUUUUGACACCGCGGAAGGUUUCCGGACUGUCCUGGAGUUGGUCAAACAACAUCGGCAGCUCUGUAUCUUCUGGACGGUCAAUUACAACUUUGAGAAUGAGAUUGUGAGGAACUUCCUACUGACCCAGAUCCAGAAAGCCAGGCCUGUGAUCUUGGACCCAGCCGACCCUACUGGCGACGUGGGUGGAGGGGACCGUUGGUGUUGGCAUCUUCUUGCGAAAGAAGCCACCGAAUGGCUGUUCUCUCUGUGCUUCAAAGAUGGGGUUGGACGUCCUGUACGACUGUGGCAUGUGCCGACGGUGCAGACACCAGGAAGCUGUGGAGCUGUGUUGCAUCCUGUUGUCAAUAAGAUGUUCACAUACAGUAUUCAUGAAAUCCUCAAUGAAAAUGCUGGGAGAAACUUCCAGAGGUCACCCGGCAGUUGCUUCUGAACAAUCAGUUCACUGUAUAAAAGAGUAACCCAGAUCUGUUCUUCUAUUGACGGUCCUCACUUCUUCAACUCCUCUUCAAAUCAAGACGGCCGCGUCCUUUGUAAAGUCUCGUAAAGCCUCGCCUUGCUGAACUCGCACUCCACAAGUUACCUACCUUAUUAAAAAUAUUUGCUCUCCGACUGCCUCAGCCGGGAAGAGCGCAAUGAUCAUAAUGCCAACAUGGGC
Messenger RNA from Hipposideros armiger (great roundleaf bat), 6449 nucleotides. RefSeq names its product 2'-5'-oligoadenylate synthase 3-like. The record is from RefSeq and is a predicted model, not a curated record. Gene Ontology annotation, cellular component: cytosol; membrane; nucleoplasm. Gene Ontology annotation, molecular function: double-stranded RNA binding; 2'-5'-oligoadenylate synthetase activity. Gene Ontology annotation, biological process: defense response to virus; regulation of ribonuclease activity; negative regulation of viral genome replication. Lineage: Eukaryota; Metazoa; Chordata; Mammalia; Chiroptera; Hipposideridae.